Messenger RNA from Zea mays, 1489 nucleotides. RefSeq lists its product as uncharacterized. Lineage: Eukaryota; Viridiplantae; Streptophyta; Magnoliopsida; Poales; Poaceae. The record is from RefSeq and is marked provisional.
AUCAUCUUCCCCGUCCGUCGCAUUCAUCCGAUCCGCCCCCUCCUCUCCCAUGGCCCAUCACCCCUGCUCCACCAAUCUCUAGCGCCUUGCGCACCAGCAAGCUUCCAAAUCUCUGCUCUACUCUUGGACGGACAGAGAAAGGGAGGGGACCCAAACCAGAUCUUGGCAACACCACUGCUCCACCCAAACACAGGUAGAGUAGAGUAGAGUAGAGUAGGGCUGUGGUGGUUCAACUCCCUCCCAUGUUCAUGGGCUCAUAGGUGAACCACCGCCGCCCACCCAGGGCAUUGGGGCUUCUUCGUCUCCUCCCCCCCCUUCAAAAACUCCUGCUUUCUUGGGGGUUUUGGUUCCCGCACAAGGUCGGAGCCACGGAGAGGGGAGGGGUCUUGCUGCUACAACAGCUGGGCCUGGGAGGACGAAUCUAUCUUGGCAACAGGUGAGGGAAGCCGUCCUGUUUGCGCAUGGAGGCGGUCUCAAUGUCGCCGUCAACCGUCUCCUCCCACACCCACGACGACCACGACGCCGCUUCCGUCACCGAGGCCAUGUCCUUGCAGGAAGGCCUCCUCUUCUCCGACACCCUCAAGGACCUGAGGAAUCUGCGGUCACAGCUGUACUCAGCGGCAGAAUAUUUUGAAGUAUUUUACAGGAACAACUCGCACAAAUCUACUGUGAUGACGAGUUUGAAAGAUUACACAGUUGAGGCCCUUGUUAGCACAGUGGACCAUCUGGGUUUUGUGUCAUACAAGGUGGAUAACCUUGUCAGCGAGAAAGCUGUCGAGGUUAAGGAGACUGAAUUCCUAGUGUCUUCAGUUGAACAGAGGGUACGAAUUUGCCAACAGACAACUGACCAGGAGGCAAGAUCCCAGCAAGCUCUUCUUAUCAAGGCGCCAAAGUAUCAUAGGCGUUACAUAUUACCAGGCCUGGAUCUACUGGAAUCUUCCAUCCACCCGGUUUCAGAACCUCCACGGUAUAGCAGGCAGUAUACAGGCCGCAAGAUGCACAAGUCCCAGUCUUCCAUUUCUACUCCAGUUCGUCGGCAGGCUACGAUGAGGCGUGAACCAUCUCCUACACCUAACGAUCGGUCGCGGUCGUUAUCGCCUUCUCGUAAAGCACGAGCUAAAUCUCCAUCUCCUCGAAUCGUGAACACAAAUACUGCAAGAGAAACAAGGGCAGGCUCCCCGAUACCAAAUUCCAGCCCGAUGGCACGGUCCGCCUCUACGGUUGCAAGAAGACCGCCUUCGAACUCGAGGCAUUUGAGACUAGCUUCCAUGCAGUUGCACAGCGACUGGGAGCAGCAGGAGAGAAGCUCAAGCAAAGGCAGGAGGGGUUUCCUCAGGUCGCUGCUCACGAGGCGCCGGUGGAGGAACGACGAGUCGUCCUUGUACAGUUACUUGGAUGAGUACUGAUUGCUGGAAUGUUGGAACUGAAAAAAGUCUGGUGUUAACUGAAUCUUCUAUAGAUGGAUGCGAUGCUCUCUGCUUUGCCAAAA